Messenger RNA from Ruditapes philippinarum (Manila clam), 12035 nucleotides. RefSeq names its product baculoviral IAP repeat-containing protein 7-like. Bases 172 to 1818 code for a protein of 548 amino acids. The transcript has 7 exons. Lineage: Eukaryota; Metazoa; Mollusca; Bivalvia; Venerida; Veneridae. The record is from RefSeq and is a predicted model, not a curated record.
UUUAGUAAUUACCCAUACUGCAGUACGGCCAUAGUUCUAUUUUUAGAUCUUGGAAAUACCUUGAUUUCGAAAUUUGUGGUAUUUGAAGCCUUUUUAGGGUUAAACUCCAACCAGAAGAUGAAUGAAAAUUAAGAAAAAUAUCAGCAACAAAAACCCCAACAACAAUAAAACAUGUCAGACAGUGGGCCAAAUAGCAGAGAAAGACAGUAUGAUAUUAUUCCAAAUAAUUUGUCAGACCUUGAACAAGACUCUGUACCUGUUCCAGAAUCUAGACCCGCCCAUGGAAACUUCACAACUUCUCUUCACCAUGCCAACAUCGGAGAUAGUUACUCUCAAAGGCACCCACUUGUAACCGGACACUCAAGUUUAAGUCGGCAAAAUGUGUCUGUUUUUACAAAGAGUAAUAAUGACAUAGUUCCGGAUAUAUCAAACAUUUAUGAUGGCUAUAAAUCAGAAGCAAAACGACUUGAAACAUUUGAUGACUGGCCGUCAAAUAUGGUUGUCAGUAAAGAAGAUUUAGCACGGAAUGGUUUUAUUUACCUGCAUGUAAGUGAUAGAGCGCAAUGUGUGUAUUGUCGCGGAGUGUUAUCAAAUUGGGAAGUAGGGGAUAUUGUUGAAAAUGAGCAUAAAAGACACUGCCCUGAAUGUCCGUUUGCGUUUGGUUACGAGUGUGGAAAUAUUCCUUUACAUUCAUCAGUAAUAACUUUACAAAGACAAAAUGCAUCAUCAAGUCCUUCUUAUUCGCAGUCUUUUAACACAACAGUAAAAGUGCCUGUAGGUGCAUACAAUAACCCAUACCAUGGGGAUCUACCAUCACCUCAUGGUUCUUUUUUGAACAGAAUCGAUAGUAGACCCGGAGAACUCAAUUCCCUUGGGUCAAAUCUUGCUAGUUUACCAGCAAGACCAUCUUUGGGCGGACAACCUGGUACUGGGGCAGUGACAACAAAUGAACCGAAGUACAGAGAUUGGGGUGAUGAAUAUAAAAGAGUUAGAUCAUUUAAGGGUUGGCCGACUCAGAUGUCUCAGACACCGACUGAAUUAUCAAAAGCUGGACUUUUAUAUAUGGGUAAUGGUGACCGUUGUAAAUGUUUCUGGUGUGGUGGUGAACUCUAUGACUGGGAGCCCCAGGAUAUACCCUGGGAGGAACAUGCUAAAUGGUUCCCUCACUGUGGCUUUGUCCGAGGUGUGAAGGGUGAUGCGUACAUCCAGUAUGUUAGAGAUAGACAGAAUGGGCUGACAGUGGAUCCACCAGUGGAUGAAGUGCUAAAAUCUCCACAUGUAUUGUCUGUUUUACAAGAAGGGUAUACACAAGAACAAGUCAGGGAAGCUUUUAGCAGAUUUGGGCGAGGAAGACUGAUAGAUGCUCGUGGAAUAAAGCAGGCUAUAGAACAGACAAAGAGAGAGAGAGAAGCUCUUAUACAGGCAUCAAAUAAUAUGGCAGGUACACAAGAGACUGCCUCACCUGUUACACUACCUGAUGAAGAUGAAGAAAUGGAAGUUGAAGAGACACCACUACCUGCAAAGGAACAAAAGGCAGAAAGUAAAUCUAAUGACAGUAAUAGAUCACCAAGUAAAACUGUUAAACCUUCAACAAGUGCAUCCAGUUCUACAGGUAACCUAGAUGUGGAGACAGUGUUACAAGAGAAUGAAAAGUUGAAGGACAUGAAGUUAUGUAAAAUCUGUAUGGAUAACGAACUAUGUAUGACAUUUUUACCAUGUGGUCACCUUGCCACUUGUGAAGACUGUGCCCAGAAUGUUAAUGAAUGCCCAAUCUGCAGAAAAUUGAUUACACAGCGAGUGAAAAUUUUCUGGUCUUAAAUUUAUAAUUAGACAUAUUAUAAAAAAAAUUCUGACCAUGCAGUUAAUUUGGUUUUAAACAAAUUAAAGUGUACCAAUGAGCUUCAAAUAUAAAAGACUCAUUUACCAGCAAAUAGGAAAUAAUUAGUCAAGUUACAUGACAUUGGAAUCAAUAUCUCCAGUUAUCUGCCUUUGCACAUUAAUAAUUGGUUACUAAUGGUGCCAUUAUUAAACAGUUGGGGGAUGGUCAUGAAUUUAUGUUUUGUGCUUGUUUUGGCAAAUGUGUGUCUGCUAACUAUUUAUUCAUUAUACCCCCAAAAACGAAGUUUGGGGGGGUAUAUAGGAGUCACCCGGUGGUUGGUCGGUCGGUCGGUCCAGACGUCCGUUGCACUUUCCUUGUCCGGAGCAUAACUUGAAGACUAAUGAUUGGAAUUCAAUAUAACUACACACAAUGGUCAAGCACAUUGAGAGGAAGUGCAGUGCACAAGAACCAUAACUCUAUCUUGACUUAUUACAGAGUUAUUGCCCUUUGUUACUUUUCCUUGUCCGGGGCAUAACUUGAAAACUACUGGUUGGAAUUCAAAACAACUUCAUACAAUUGUCAAACACAAUAAGGGGAAGUGCAGUGCACAAGAACCAUAACUCUAUCUAAAGUAAUUACAGAGUUAUUGCCCUUUGUUACUUUUCCAUUCCUUUCUUUUGUCCGGACCAUAACUUGAAGACUAAUGGUUGGAAUUCAAUAUAACUACAUACAAUGGUCAAGCACAUUGAGAGGAAGUGCAGUGCACAAGAACCAUAACUCCAUCUUGACUUAUUACAGAGUUAUUGCCCUUUAUUACUUUUCUGUGUCCGGGGCAUAACUUGAAAACUACUGGUUGGAAUUCAAAACAACUUCAUACAAUUGUCAAACACAAUAAGGGAAAGUGCAGUGCACAAGAACCAUAACUCUAUCUAAAGUAAUUACAGAGUUAUUGCCCUUUGUUACUUUUCCAUUCCUUUCUUUUGUCCGGACCAUAACUUGAAGACUAAUGGUUGGAAUUCAAUAUAACUACAUACAAUGGUCAAGCACAUUGAGAGGAAGUGCAGUGCACAAGAACCAUAACUCUAUCUUGACUAAUUACAGAGUUAUUGCCCUUUGUUUCUUUUCCUUGUCCAGGGCAUAACUUGAAAACUACUAGAUUGAAUUUAAAACAACUUCAUACAAUUGUCAAACACAUUAAGGGGAAGUGCAGUGCACAAGAACCAUAACUCUAUCUAAAGUAAUUACAGAGUUAUUGCCCUUUGUUACUUUUCCAUUCCUUUCUUUUGUCCGGACCAUAACUUGAAGACUAAUUGUCGGAAUUCAUUAUAACUUAAUACAAUGGUCAAGCACAUUGAGAGGGAAUGCAGUGCACAAGAACCAUAACUCCAUCUUGACUUAUUACAGAGUUAUUGCCCUUUAUUACUUUUCUGUGUCCGGGGCAUAACUUGAAAACUACUGGUUGGAAUUCAAAAUACCUUCAUACAAUUGUCAAACACAAUAAGGGGAAGUGCAGUGCACAAGAACCAUAACUCUAUCUAAAGUAAGUACAGAGUUAUUGCCCUUUGUUACUUUUCCAUUGCUUUCUUUUGUCCAGACCAUAACUUGAAGACUAAUUGUUGGAAUUCAUUAUAACUUAAUACAAUGGUCAAGCACAUUGAGAGGAAGUGCAGUGCACAUGAACCAUAACUCCAUCUUGACUUAUUACCGAGUUACUGCCCUUUGUUACUUUUCCUUGUCCAGAGCAUAAUUCGAAAACUACUGUUUGAAAUUAAAUACAGCUUCAUACAGUUGUCAAGGACAUUAAAAGGAAGUGCAGUGCACAAGAGCCAUAACUCCAUUUUGACAAAAUACAGAGUUACUGCCCUUUGAUACUUUUCCUUGUCCGGAGCACAACUUAAAACGUACUGGUUGGAAUUCAAAACAACUUCAUACAAUGGUCAAACACAAUAAGAGGAAGUGCAGUGCACAAGAACUAUAACUCCAUCUUCAGUAUUUAUAGAGUUAUUGCCCUUUGUUUCUUUCCUUGUCUUUCUGGACUUACUACAGAGUAAUUCAGUAAUACAUCAUCAAUGGCCAACCACAUUGAAAGGAAAUGCAACAUACAAGAACCACAUCUAUCUUCAAUUGCCCACAACCAUAACUCUAUAUUUCAAUUCUUUUACAAGGUAUUCUGUUACUAGUAACAUCCUCAUUUCUGAAGCAGUUUUGUGGGGGUAUUAAUCACAUUUAGUGAUAGUUCUAGUUUCUUUUAAAUCCAUAUCUAUAAUCCGAGCUAUACCUUAUUAUUUCAAUUAUGAUAAGUAAUGUGUAUUGACAAAUGAUUUGUUGAACCCUAGAUACAUCUGCUAUCUCUGACUAAAGGGAUAAAAACCAGUUGCAAGAAAGGGAUUAUCAUACUUUCCAUAUAAACUUUGUAGUCUUUCUAAUAUUACAUAGACUUUACAGGCAGUUUUCCUAUGUGUGAUAGGUGCUUGUUUGUAGUGAAGCAUAUAUUUUGUGGGUAUGUUAAAUAUCUAUCAUCUUCCCUGAAACCUUUGCUUUGCCCUACAUGUACCAUCCUAUUUUCACAUGUCAUUACUAUGCAUCAAAGCACUUUUAUAAACAUUAUCUGAUACAAUAGAUAUUUGUUGUGUCUGUGUCAUUUAUGGUACUUUCAUCAUAAGGUGUGGUUUCAUGUUGAUUGGUUUAUGGUCACUGAGGCUAAAAAUAGAUAUUUCCAAAUUUUUCUUUCGGUAAGCUUUUUUUUUAGCAAUGAUGCAAGGGAGUGGGGUGCCUCCAUCAGUUUUAGUAUUGUUAGAUUUUUAUGUUGUAUCAUAUUGUGAUUUUGUAUAUUUCGCCCUUCAAGAUUACUAUUACAGCAUUUAGAGAAAGUGUUUAUCAUAUGAUUCAAUAUGUAAAAAUCUCAUUGUAUUCUAUAUUUUAGAAUUUCUAACUAUUUGAGAUAUGAUGAUAUAAUGACAUCUUUGAGAAAUAAUGACAUCUUUUUGAGAUAUGAUGCUCUUUGUAUGAGAUAUGAUAUUUAUGAGAUAUAAGAAUAUCCUUGAGAUAUAUAGAGGGUAUUGAAUGAGUGUAGGUUUAAUACUAAAUUUGUUGAACAUGUUGAACAAAAAAAAAAAAAAAUAUUCUCUAUUCAACAAGUUCAAUAAAUUUAGUAUAGAGUCUCCUUGAAUAUAAUGUAUGUUUAUCACAUAUUCAAAUUAAAGAACAGUUUAUUGACGCGCCUAUAGUGUAACGCUAACAUUAGCAUGCUUUAACGCUAUGUUUGCAUACUGUAUAACGCAAAUGAUGUCACGUCAAAGUGUUAUUAGUGUAAUAUUGCUUUUAUUGAAUGGCUUUAUUACACUACUGCACCGUAGUUUAUGUGAUAAAAGGAUAUCUGGGUGGGAUAUAUUUGUAUGAGAAAUAUCGAUAUCAGCAAGAUAUGUUAUAUAUCACAUAUAAAGUAUAUCACAGACAGUAUAUCACUUGUUGGUAAAAUUCGAAUAAAAAAUUACGACUAUAAUUGUGAAGAUAAUAAAUUAUGAGAUUGUAGAGGUUAGAGGUUGGUGCUGGUUAGGACUGUACUUACUUCCUAUAUAAUAUUCAAUAAUUCUAGACUUAAAGGGCCUCCACUGAGGUUUAAAAGCCUAAAAACAUAACAUUUGAAUUUCUUACAUAAAUGAGCUGGGGUACUUUAAACAGAAAUAUAUGCAAAGAUAGUUAAGAAAUAUACUUUGAAAUAAAUUGAAAAUCGUAUUUUUAUGCUUUUCUUAGCCUGAUUUGAGUGAAAAGUAUUUAAACGCUUUUCAUUUUGGGUCAUUUUUUUACAAUUUGAAUAAUUAUUGUGGAAAAACGAAGUGUGCGAAUGAUCUGAAUUUUGCACAAAGAUUAGUGGUCUCAACCUACAUCAAAUUGUACAUUUAUCUGGAAAAAUAUUUUUAGUCUCAUCAUGUCAAAAAACCUCAGUGAAGUCCCUUUAAUCUGAUCUGUAUGUAAUGCUAGAAAUUGUAUUAUAAAUAUAAAAAGGAUAUAUGACUUGCAUCAAAUUUUAUGUUGUUAUUCUUAAAGUAUUCUGAUAAAUUUGUAUAUGGCAGUCUUGUUUCAGUGCACUUUGUAAUUGUUAAUUUUGAAUAAUUUCGUUUUUCAUUAUGCUCCUUUUUUAUCAUGUAUUUCGUUUCGACAUUAAAGAAAAAAGGGGUCAAAUGAUUUAAUUUGGCAUGUUAUAAUGAAUCCAUACCUAUUCUUUACAUCUGCACUAGACCAACUGAAAUAAACUGUGAAUGUGUAUUUGUGUUUGAAGUGAUAUAAAUAAACGCACAUCAUCAACUGAAUUGUGAACACUGUAUAUCUAUAAUGCUAAAUUUAAGAUUAUGCUGAGUAAGAUACAUAAUUAUUAUAUAUAUAUAUAUAUAUAUGUAUUGUAUAUUUGAUUCUCUCACUGUACAUUGUAUUUCAUCCUCAUGGAAAUAUUACAUGUGCUUUUCACAUGAAAUGGCAUUAAAGACAUUAAGCAGAUUAGCAUUUAGUAAAGAGUUAAGCAUGUGUUUGGGUAUAUCAUUUUUUGUUUUUGUAAAUAUGGGACAAAUAUUUUUGGCAACAAAUUUGAGUUGAUUUUUAGCUAUCCUUUUUGCCAUUUCCAAUCCAUAAUGCUGAUAUAGAAUAUUUAUGAUUUUUAUUCUUUUGACAUGUAUUGUAAAUAUGUAUAAAAUUCUGUGAAAGAAAAAUAGAUUUUCUCCUAAAUGUCAUAUAUUGCAUAUUGUUGUAAAUUGUUUGUUAGUUAUUGCAUCAUUAAUCAUUACUUACCCUGUUGGAGACAAGAGUGAUUAACCUUAUCAUCAGUAUAGAGCCAGGCCAGCCUUCAUGGUCUUACAAGGUCUUACAUGGCCUUAAAUAUGCUGAUUUGGUCUUACAUAGGCUUAUUUGGUCUUACAUGAGCUGAUAUUGUCUUACAUGGUCUUUCAUGGGUUGACAUGGAAUGACACAGGCUGUUGUUUUUUGUAAAGCUUAUACAUGUAUAUCUAUUUGAUAUACAUGUAGUAGUGAGUAUUGAGCCAAACUAGCGACUAGUUAAUAUUAUUGCUUCACUAACGACACAAUAAUGAUGUUUUUAAAGAAACCUGGUUAUAAUUAAUUAAAUUUUUACCUGAACUUAAUCAACCAGUUUAUUAGUUCACCAACUACAUGUACAUUAUAAUGAACCACAGUAUAAUUAUUUAUAAUAAUAGAAAUUUUACCUGAACUAUUAACAGGUUUAUUAGUUCACCAACUACAUGUACAUUAUUUUGAACUUCAGUAUAAUUUUUUAAUACAAAUUUUACCUGAACUAUCAACAGGUUUAUUAGUUCACCAACUACAUGUACAUUAUUUUGAACCACAGUUUAAUUAUUAAAUACAAAUUUUACCUGAACUAUCAACAUGUUGGUCAGAUUGAUAUCUGUUAUAUUAUAGAAGUGCUAGCAUUUGUGUCAUAAAAGCUGUAAAGACAAAGAGAACAUUAUAAAAAAAGUACAAAUAUUGAUAAUUGUUGUCGAUGAGCAAAUAACAGGGAAAAGUGAAACAUAUCUUGGUUGUUGAAUACUUUCUAAUAAGCUGUAAUAAUGAAAAGUGACAAGUUUAAAUGUAUAUAAUGUUUAUUUGUAAAUAGAUUUUUGUUAACUAGUGCUUACACAUGAUACAGUCAAAUUUGUCCGUGAAGACCAGGCAACGUGUUAACAAACUCCAAAUGAUCUAGGUUAAGUUGAAAAAUAUUGAUUUUUGUAAUUAUGAAAUAGUUUUAUACAUGUAUUAUAUAAACAACAGAAGUUUAUUUAUAAACUUGUACUUAAUCUUAAGAAUAUUUGUAUUAAAUCUCAUGUAAUAUAUAGGUCUUUCCGAUUAUGGUGUUCUUCUUAAAGGCAGGUUUGACUUUAUUGGUUUUUAUUAUCCUAAAGGUUAAAUAAAUAUUCGGUUUGGUAUUAUAUAAAUCUAUACUUAGAACACGUUUUUAUGCAUUUGCCGAAAGAGUAAGUUUUUUUAUACCCCAUCUUUUACUACAGUGGAGCCUUGCUAAUUCGAACCAUUCUUAUCCGGAAUUCUUUCUUAUAUGAGUGAAGUGUAUAUAAAAACCAAUUAAAAUUAUGUUUAAUUAAAGGUCCUCGGGUUUUUGAACAUUUUGAACUUGCACCCAUGUCUAUAAAUUGUAGUGCUGUGAAUUAUAUUCAAGGUUCAAUACAAAAAACAAAUAUACCUAAGGGUUCUGUAUCAUGUUUUUAAUGAUCAGAAUUCAUAAAUUUUAUUUAGUUUGUUUAUUUAAAAUAAGAUAGCUAUGUGUGCCUAUACAUUUAUAAUUGUCCCCCGCCUUUUCAUAUAGAAAUAGGCUCCGUCUGUCUGACUCCGUCCGUCACACUUUUGUGUCCGGUCCAUAACUUUGUCAUUUAUGAAAGGAAUCUGAAAUAACUUGGCACAAAUGUUUGUUAUAAUAAGACGAUGUGUCAUGUGCAACAACCAGACCCCUACCUGCAGGGUCAAGGUGGCACUUGCUCAUUCAAGGUCAACAUUAUCUAUUUGAGGGUAUAUGAUGUGUCCGGUCCAUAACUUUUUUAUCUUGGAAGGGAUUUUGUAAAUACUUGCCGCAGUUGCUUACAAUAAAGAGAUGUGUCAUGCGCACUAAACGGUCACCUACCUCCAAGGUCAAGGUAACACUUUGAGGUCAAAGAUAAAUAGUCAUAGUCUGUUAUAGGGUAUAUUUUGUGUCUAGUCCAUAACUUUUUCUUAUAUCAAAGGAUUUUGAAAAUAACUUAGAACAAAUAGUCACUAAAAUAAGACCAUGUGUCAUGUGCAACACCUGCAUCACUACCUCCAAGGUCAAGGUCACAUUUCGAGGUAAAAAAUUAACAUAGUCUGUUAAAGGGUAUAUAUUGUGUCCGAUCUAGAACUUCUUCAUAGUUCAAGGGAUUUUGAAAUAACUUGUCACAAAUAGUCAGAAUAAUAAGACGAUAUGUCAAGUACAACACCUGCACCCCUACCUCCAAGGUCAAGGCCACACUUAGAGGUCAAAAGUUGACAGAGCCUGUUAUAUGGUAUAUUUUUUGUCCUCCUCCAUAACUUCUUCAUAGAUCAAGGGAUUUGGAAAAUACUUGCCACAAAUAGUCACAAUGAUAAGAUGAUAUGUCAUGCGCAACAAUAGUGUCCCUACCUCCAAGGUCAAGGUCACAUGUAGAGGUCAAAGAUUUACAUAGUCUGUUAGAGGGUAUUUUUGUGUACAGUACAUAACUUUUUCAUAGAUAAAGGGAAUUUCAAAAAUACUUUGCAGAAAUAAUCACAAUAAUAAGACGAUACGUCAGGCGCAAAAAAUGGGUCCCUACCUCCAAGGUCACACUUAGAGGUCAAAGAUUAACAUAGUCUGUUGGAGGGUAUAUUUUGUGUCCCAUCUUUAAGUUCUUGAUAGUCAAGGGAUUUUGAAAAAAUUGGUACAAAUAGUGAUAAUAAUAAGACGAUGUGUCAUGCACAACACGGCACCCCUUUCUCCAAGGUCAAGGUCACACCUAGAGGCCAAAGCUUAACAUGAUAGAUUUUUAAAUUCAAUGUUUCAUUUUAUUUCUGUAGCAUUUGCAGAUAUCAUUUAUCAUAAUUUUGGACUGAAAGUUCUUUAGAUCCAUACCUCAAUCUUUUGAAAUAGCACAAUUUUAUGCUUCAUAUAAAACUUCCCCGAGGUGGGGGACAUUGGUAACUCUGUUUAUCAUUUUUGACCCCAGUUGUAUUUAAUUUAAUUAUUUUUAUGCCCCCACAGAGUGGGGGCAUAUAGCGUUGCACUUGUCCGUCCGAGUGUCCGUCCGUCCGUCUGUCCGUACGUCCCGAAAUCUUGUGAACGCAACUCCUAUUAAACCGGAUGGCAGAUUUUGCUUAAACUUCCAGGGAUGAACAACCUUAAUGUGUAGAUAGUAGUAAAGGAAGGAAUUUUUGCUGCGACCAAAUAUAACAGAAUUAUGGCCCUUUGUUGAUUUUUUCACUAUAUGCUAAUUAGAAAUUUUGUGAAUGCAACUCCUUUUAAACCGGAUGACAGAUUUUGCUUAAACUUCCAGGGAUGAACAACCUUAAUGUGUAGAUGGUAGUUAAGGGAGGAAUUUUUGCUACGACCAAAAUUAAUAGAAUCAUGGCCCUUUGUUGAUUUUUUCACUAUAUGCUAUGUAGAAAUUUUGUUAAUGCAACUCCUCUUAAACCGGAUGGCAGAUUUUGCUUAAACUUCCAGGGAUGAACAACGUUAAUGUGUAGAUGGCAGUAAAGGGAGGAAUUUUCGGUGCAAUCAAAUUUAACAGAAUUAUGGCCCUUUGUUGAUUUUUUCACUAUAUACUAUAUAGAAAUUUUGUGAACGCAACUCCUCCUAAACCGGAUGGCAGAUUUUGCUGAUGAACAACCUUAAAUGUGUAGAUGGUAGUAAAGGAAGGAAUUUUUGCUGCGACCAAAUAUAACAGAAUUAUGGCCCUUUGUUGAUGUUUUCACUAUAUGCUAUGUAGAAAUUUUGUGAAUGCAACUCCUCUUAAACCGGAUGACAGAUUUUGCUUAAACUUCUAGGGAUGAACAACCUUAAUGUGUAGAUGGUAGUAAAGGGAGGAAUUUUUGCUACGACCAAAAUUAAUAGAAUUAUGGCCCUUUGUUGAUUUUUUCACUAUAUGCUAUGUAGAAAUUUUGUGAAUGCAACUCCUCUUAAACCGGAUGGCAGAUUUUGCUUAAACUUACAGGGAUGAACAACCUUAAUGUGUAGAUGGUAGUAAAGGAAGGAAUUUUUGCUGCGACCAAAUUAAACAUAAUUAUGGCCCUUUGUUGAUUUUUUCACUAUAUACUAUGUAGAAAUUUUGUAAACGCAACUCCUCUUAAAACGGAUGGCAGAUUUUGCUUAAACUUCCAGGGAUGAACAACCUUAAUGUGUAGAUGGUAGUAAAGGAAGGAUUUUUUUCUGCGACCAAAUUUAACAGAAUUAUGGCCCUUUGUUGAUUUUUAGUUUUCAACUUGUGGCACAUGUAGUCCAAAAAAUAUUUGACCUAGACUCAUAAGAUUGACAAAACAGUGGCGUGUGGGGGCAUCCGUGUCCUAUGGACACAUUUCUAGUUUAUUAAUAAUAAUUGUAACUUUUAUUAGCUUGUGUAGUAUUAAGUUAAUUUUGUAUGAAUGUUUUGCUAUAUAUGUUCAGAUUAAUGUAAGUAUUUCUUUACAUGAAUAUGGGUAUUUUUUUUGUUGUGCUUAUCUGCUUAUUAUUGCAUAAUUUAUACCGCAGAUUUGUAAUGUUUUGAAAUUUGGACAGUUUAUUUAUAUUAUAAUAAGAUUGUUAUCGAGAUUUUUCAAUAUCAAAAUGACAAAAUUGAGCAUCUGGACUAACAUAAAAUUGGGGCAUGCUGUAUGAGUGUUGAGGCGGCCUAGUGGCUCCAUUCUAGUUGAAUCAACACAAAAAUAUCAAUGCCUAAUUUUUACCAGUUUUAAAGAAGACAAUACCUUUUAAAUGAGAAAAUUGUCAAUUGAUUUUUUAUUGAAUAACAUAAAUACUGUAUGUGUAUUUAAAUUCGCGGAAGCAAAUUUUCGCGGAAAGGUCCACUUUUUGGGGUCUAUACAAAUAUUCGCGCUAUUUUGAAUUCGCGGAGGUGACUGCCGAAAAUCAUAAAUUCGCGUAGACCACUCAGGUUAAAAAAAUAAGGAAAAUUACUGUAAUCAUCGUGGGAGUUCACAGUUAUUUUCAAUACCAGGUGUCAAACAAUACGCUAUUGUACUGAAAAAGACAUUGUCCUGCGGACAGACUAUAGCAAACAAAAGAAUGUCCGUUAACGUGCAUAAUUUUUCACAGUUUGUGUCUUGACAUCUGAUCAGAUCAUGUUUUGUUUUUUCUGAACAAACAAUACAAAAAAACACAAACAUAAACGAUUUUAAAUGAUGAAUAACUUGGAAAACAAAACACAAUUACUCAGUAAACAUUUAAAUAAAAAGUCACACACUUAUAUACAUUUUAUAUAGGAGCGCGAAUAUAUGACUAUGAAGAAAUUAUUGGUGUAGAAAUAUUCGCUCUUAACAUGAAUUCGCGGAUCGAAUGUCACCGCGAAGAUCGCGAACAAUUGAAUCCCGCGAAUAUUUCUACACAUACAGUAUUUGGAUUUUUUGUUGUUGUAAGAAUAUGCUUAUGAUAUGAAAAUAUUGUUUCAAAAUCUUAAGAUAUUCUGAUAGAAAUAUUACUUUUUUUGUUCCAAAGUGUGUAAUAAAUGUAGUACACAUGGGA